AUGGCUUGUUCUCCUGAGGAUUAUCUGAGAUGUGCUAUCUCAUUGUUAAAAGAAGAAGCAUGUAACUGGUGGGAAACUGUGGAAGCUGUAGUACCUACAGAGAAGCUUACUUGGGAAUUUUUCCAGAAUGAGUUAAAAAAGAAAUAUGUCAGAAAGAGAUAUCUAGACAAGAAGAAAAGAGAAUUUCUCGACUUGCGACAGGGAAAUCGAACAGUUGCUGAAUAUGAAAGAGAAUUUGUGUAUCUCAGUAAAUAUGCUUGGGAUAUCGUAUCGAUUGAAAAGGAGAUGUGUAUCAAAUUUAAAGAAGGGUUAAACGAUAAAAUCAGAAUGAUGGUCGGAGGCCUAGAGAUACGAGAAUUUGUUGCUUUGUCAGAUCGAGCUCAAAAGAUGGAGGAAGUGUAUAAUAGUAAAAUGCAACGAGAAAGAAGAAGUAGUGAAUCUUACAAGCGAAGCUCCUCCAAAUCAUUUUCAACAUUUCCAGUUAAAAAGUUCAGAGAUGAAUCUAGUAGACCUACUUCAACUUUGGAAAGAUCAAGUAAAAGUAGGACAACUCAACGAAAUAUGGGAGAAAUCAAUAAACCUGUGGCUAGUGCCAGUAGUGUGCAAAACGCUUCUAGAUCGAGAUGCAGGUAUUGUGGUAAGUUUCAUCUUGGUGAAUGUUGGAGUAAGAUAGGGGCCUGUUAUAAAUGUGGCAGUACCAAUCAUCUCAUUCGGGAUUGUCCUCAAUUGAUGAAAGAAGAAAGAGAACAAAAAGAAAAGCAAGAAAUUACUUCUCCAACAAGUAAACACUCCGGUCAAAGUAGUUCUAUAAGAACUACUCAUCCAGAAAAGAAAGAUUCUGUAGCCCGAUUUGAAACUAGAAUACCUGCACGCACGUAUGCCAUCCGAGUAAGAGAGAAAGCUUAUGCUCCUGAUGUGAUAGCUAGUACUCUCUAUCUCUUUGAUGAUUCUGAAUUUGAUAUUAUUUUGGGGAUGGACUGGUUAACGAAACAUGAUGCAGUAGUGAAUUUUCGGGAUAAACAUAUCAGUUUGAAAUGUCAAACAGGGGAUAUAAUCUCAUUUGGGUCUAAAAAUAUGAGUGAUACAGUCAGAAUUAUUUCAGCUCUCUCUGCUCAGAAGUUGUUACGCAAAGGCAACGAGGCAUUCUUGGCCUAUAUUUUUGAUACUCGGGGUUCCGAUUUAAAGCUUGAACAAGUGCCAGUGGUGAAUAAAUUUCCUGAUGUGUUUCCUGAAGAGUUACCCGGUUUAGCACCUGAUAGAGAAGUUGAAUUUGUAAUUGAUGUGAUUCCUUAA
Messenger RNA from Gossypium arboreum, 1293 nucleotides. RefSeq lists its product as uncharacterized. The transcript has 2 exons. Gene Ontology annotation, molecular function: zinc ion binding; nucleic acid binding. Bases 1 to 1293 code for a protein of 430 amino acids. The record is from RefSeq and is a predicted model, not a curated record. NCBI's taxonomy places the organism in Eukaryota, Viridiplantae, Streptophyta, Magnoliopsida, Malvales, Malvaceae.